UUAGAAUUGAAAUUGUGUAAUGUGGAUGUGGAAAAGACAUGCCGUUUGUAAUGUGUGCAUUUCGUCUCGAGAUGAUUAAACAAUCUCUAACAAACUGAUUUUAACUGGUAUAUAUAUUUUUGCACUUUUAUGCGCACGUUUCUCUGUUCAAUACUCUGUGUAUGUAAGAGCAAAUCUCUCAAGGAAAAAUGACACGUUAUCUCGCGUUAACCAGAAGUCCGAUGCUAAUGACGUUAUUUCCAUUUGGUGAUUACGAUAAACCAAUAAAUGAACGUAUUACAAAAUUGGAUGAAUGUGGCUGGGACAGAGUAAAAAAAAUAUAUCAGCUGACCGAACAUCGUUUGCUUACAAAAGAAUUGCACUCCAUUAUUAAUACAACACUGACAAGUUUUGUAUGUGGUAUGGGUAUAGGUGGUAUUCUUGCAACCAAAAAGACAGUAAAUGAUUUUAUAGCGAAUAAUGAAGCAACAAGAUAUCCAAGUCACUUUGAUGCAAAAAGGAACUUACAACAAAGAGUUGCUGAGAAUUUUCUUAAGAGUGGUUUUAAGAUAGGAACGAAACUUGGGUUGUUUUGUUUAAUAUUUAGCUCUGUAGCAACAAGCAUGACAGCGUAUCGAGGCAAAUUAACAGUAGGAAAUUAUGUUUUGGGAGGUAGCAUAUCAGGAUUUUUGUUCAGAAUAAAUUUAGGUCUUCGAGGAGGACUUGUCGGUGCUGGAAUUGGUUCCAUAUUAGGUGGAAUAGGUGGAUGUGUAACGGUUUUAACUUGUAAAUUAACGGGAAUAAGCAUGGAUCAAAUGUUAGAAGCACAAGAACAGAUGCGAGAGGCUGCAAAUGAAGUUGCACGUGAGAAAAUAAAAAAACAUUUAAACAAAGAAGCACUUGGACUUGAAAGAAAGAACUUGAAAGAAGCAUAUGAAAUAUCAGAAAAACACGCUUGAUUUAAUAAUAAAAAAAAAAAAAAAAAGAUGCUUACGAUUGUA
Messenger RNA from Pseudomyrmex gracilis, 980 nucleotides. RefSeq names its product RPII140-upstream gene protein (gene 140up). Gene Ontology annotation, cellular component: mitochondrion. The transcript is spliced from 5 exons. Bases 189 to 938 code for a protein of 249 amino acids. NCBI's taxonomy places the organism in Eukaryota, Metazoa, Arthropoda, Insecta, Hymenoptera, Formicidae. The record is from RefSeq and is a predicted model, not a curated record.